This is a messenger RNA of Aspergillus versicolor CBS 583.65, 777 nucleotides long. RefSeq lists its product as uncharacterized. NCBI's taxonomy places the organism in Eukaryota, Fungi, Ascomycota, Eurotiomycetes, Eurotiales, Aspergillaceae. Bases 1 to 777 code for a protein of 258 amino acids. The record is from RefSeq and is a predicted model, not a curated record. The transcript is spliced from 2 exons.
AUGUCUUCGUCUAUACUGCAUAGUUGUCCAUUCUGUGGACAUAUUACAGAUAUUUCUGAAAUACUGGCUGAUUUUGUGGGAAACCCACACUGCACCAAGUGCGGUUUAUCAUCAUCUGAGAGCAACCAGAAGGCUCAAGAUGAUCUCGUGUCACUUUUCCGUACCCAUAUGAACAUGGGACCUACCUCUAUGACUACCGAGGACGGAAUACCUGGGACUGCUUCCCCCUCCCCAAUUACAUAUAGCGUCACACAACACUACCACCAUUCGGCACAUGUAGCACACAGAGCCUGCAUGUCAGGGCCAGUACAGGGAAACACAUCGCCAAGAGAUAAUGAGGUUGCAAGCCAUUCUCUGUUCGAGAUUCUCAAAUAUCACAACAUUCUCCCGUCAUCUUUAUCAUCAAGUCAAUUAGAACUUUUUGCCAAAGCGCUGCCAGAACAGCAAGCCCGCUUGAUUCAGAUGUGGCAGAUCUGUCCAGAGCCUAGCAAAGGCUCCCAAUGGCCCAUUCAACCGACACAAGCCGCCCUUGCGAACGACCUUGAGAUGGGCGAUUCCACCCACGAACCAAACAACGGCGGCGAUGUGCCCUAUUUUGCCGAGCCGUAUAUGCUUGCGGGCUAUGACCUUGUUCGCGAAUCCGAACCGCGUCAUUUUGGGCAUCCGGCUAAUGAGCCCACGACUGGUUCCCCAUAUAGGAUUUGCAGUGAUCCAGUAUAUCAAGGCGGGGCACAACGGUGGUGGGAAAGGACGCAGCCUGUGACGAUAGAAUACUAG